GAGAUUGGUGCUCAUACUGUGGCUGCAAGCCUGCACCUACCAUACUUAAUAUUCAGUAAAAUUGUAACUACCAUUAUCUUCCUUCCGUAGAUAGACUUCUGGUGGGUUGCUACUUGAAGGCCAAGGGAGACAUUGCCCUGUGAAGCUUAAAGAUUAAGGAGCCAUGAAACAGCGGAAAAGAGAUGGUGGCAAAGUAGUACAGCCAAAAGAUGAUAAAAAAGAAAAACGAAAGAGAAGCCUAUGGGAACAAUGGGAUGCAUUUUACAGGUUUUGUCGUAUGUACACUGUCACUGGCAUGGUUAUUGGUGUAAGUUCGGUUUCUGUACUGCCCUUGACUUCAGUUGGAGAUUUGUCACCUGCAUUUUUUGUGGGACUACUACAGGCAUUGAUUCCAUUUGUUUUUGUAAACCUGUACGUGGUGGGACUAGAUCAAUUGGUUGAUUUCGGAAUGGACAAACUAAAUAAGCCCGAUUCUCCGUUGGCUACUGGAGAAUAUUCCAUGAGGCAAGGGAAAGCAGUUGUCUCAGCCUUUGCUUUUACGUGCUUAGGCAUGGGGAUCAUGUUUCAGUCUCCACCACUGUUCAUUGGAGUUCUUGUAUAUUUUUUACUUGGAACUGCAUAUUCCAUCCAGCUACCUUUACUCAGAUGGAAAGAGAACCCCUUCCUUGAUGCAUUAUGUAUUGUCGGUGGACAUGGAUUCACGAUUCAGCCAGCUGUCUUCUAUCACAUCCAGCAUGUACUCGGGAAACCAUUAGCUUUCACGAAGUCAGUGGCCUUUGCGACUAUUUUCUUCAGCUUCUUUUCUGUUGGUAUUGCAUUAUUCAAGGACAUACCUGUUUUUGAAGGAGACCGCACAUCUGGCAACAGAACAUUCUGUGUCAGGCAUGGCAAAAAGAAAGUCUUUUCUCUGUGUGUAAGCAUCCUGCUAAUUGCCUAUGGGUUUGCUGUGGUGAUUGGAGCUUCAUCCUCGUUUCUAGUAUGCAAGAUUGUGUCUGUUAUAGGCCACAGUACACUCGCGUACAUUCUUUUUAUUCAAGCUAAAUCUCUUAACCUCAAUGAUGAUGUGGCAACAGAAUCCUUCUAUAUGUUUUUGUGGAAGCUAUUUUCUGCAGAGUAUGUGCUCAUUCAUUUUAUGCAUUGAAAAGAUGCAAAAACUCCAGAAAAAUAAAAAUGAAGGAUCUAGCUUCCUUCAAUAUGUUGAUGCCAACAGUCAAGGAUCUGGUGUUAAUACCUACGGAUGUGGUAUUGGUAACUAGGUGGCUAUUUUAUAAGAAUCCAGAUAACCAUCUGGUAUGAAGUAAUAAAUGAAUCCUAGCUUCUUGAGAACUUGUACAUUCUCUGUUAAAUUCCAUGGUUCAACUAUCUUGCCUUUCCUUUACCUGGAAAUUGUAACUUCUCAUUUCUAGCACAGCUCAAAAUACGGAAAUGAUGCAUACAUCACGUCAGUUAUUUGAGUUCAUGUUAUUAUAA
Molecule: messenger RNA, 1470 nt
Organism: Daucus carota subsp. sativus
Lineage: Eukaryota; Viridiplantae; Streptophyta; Magnoliopsida; Apiales; Apiaceae
Product: umbelliferone 6-dimethylallyltransferase, chloroplastic
Exons: 12
Coding region: 164-1141 (325 amino acids)
Cellular component (GO): membrane
Molecular function (GO): transferase activity, transferring alkyl or aryl (other than methyl) groups
Source: RefSeq, a predicted model, not a curated record